AGUAAAUUCUAACCAAAGUUUUGCUCUGCACUCUGCCGCUCCAGUCGCUCGUCGCUGGAUCUACUCCAUGGAGUUCCGCUUCCGCGCCGGGGACCGCGGGCCGCCCGGCCCCGGAGGCUCCCCGCAGGCACGGUCCUCCCACCCCCGCGACGGCUACACCGGUGCCGGUGCGCAGGGCACGCAAGCAGGGCCUUCGCCUUCGCCUUCGCCUUUGCCGCGGCCGCCGCUCGACUGGGAGGCGGCGCGGCGGGAGCACCUCAUCCGCGAGGAGGUGAGGCGGCGGCUCGUCGAGGAGGAGGUGCGCCGCGAGUUCGAGGCCAAGGGCGACCUCGCCUUCGCGCGCGGCCUCCACGGGGGCUGCUGGGGGCCCGACCCGUUCCUCGCCCUCGGCUGCUUCAUGCCGCCGCCGCACGCGCCGAUGCCGAUGCCGAUGCGCCCGCCCCCGUACGCACCGCCGCCGCCGCCGGUGCCUUUCGACGAGUUUGGUGCCUGGCAGGGGUUUGGGCCUCGCCGGCACGCGGGAUUUGGGGAGAGGAUGCCGUUCCCCUGUGAGGAGAGGGGGUGGUCUCCGCCGCCGCGGAAGCCGAAGCAUAAGCUCAAGCUGGUUGAGAUCGAGCCCUCCGGGACACCCGAGGCUCUUUCGCCAAGAUUGAAGGUUCCAAGGAUGAAGAGGAAACCAGAUGCAAAUGCUGCAGCUACUGUACCAAAGAAAGUACAGAAACUAGCCAAGGACUGGAGCUGUGCACUAUGCCAGGUUAGUGCAACAUGUGAAGCUGGUCUAAAUGAGCAUCUCGGAGGAAGAAAACAUAAGGCCAAGUUGGCCCUGUGUGGCGCCAGCAAGGCUAUCAAAGAUGACAAAAACUGCUCGCAGACGACCACUGGGAAUAAGAACAGCACAGAUCCUUGUGAUGCACAUAAGAAAGUACACAUGCUAGUAGACGGUGAAAUGCAUGAAGUUGUUCAGAAGAACAACUAUCUGUGGUGUGAUCGCUGCAGAGUCAGGUGUGAUAGCAACGUCAUCAUGGCUGGUCAUCUGAGGAGCAAGAAGCACAGUAAAUUAAACAAGGUUUGGACAUCGAUAAAGGCUGUGAGGACAAAUACCGAUACUAAGGAAGGUUUGGCUUCUUAUGGAAGUCAGGUAAAUACAAACCACUCUACUGAAACUCCAGCGGUAAUUGAAGGCGACAUAAAUAUGACCAGUGAAGUAGAUGAAAGUAACCCUGUAGAAAAUCCAGCCAGGAAAGAAAUCACAAGCAUCACCACCGAAGUAGAAAUUCCAGCGGUAAUUGAAGGCGACAUAAAUAUGACUAGUGAAGUCGAUGAAAGCAGCCCUGUAGAAAAUCCAGCCGGGAAAGAAAUCACAAGCAUCGCCACCGAAGUAGAAAGUAUAGCCAUGGCUACCGAAGUACAUGAAAAUAACCCUGUGGAAACUCCAGUUGAAACAAAGAAGGAAAGCACAGAGAUGACAAAUGAUGUGUGACGAGUUGUGCCAAAGGAGGAGUAACAGUAUACCUGCUCUUUAUCCAAGCUUCUUGCUUCUACCCUUUCAUUGGACAUGAUCUUAUCGUGGAACGUAUGUGGGGUUCUCUCUUACCAUCCACAUGUAGUUUAUUGGGUAACAAUAAUGCAUAUGCGCAAUGUUUUCUUGUUAAGUUUCUUAGAUAAUGGUAAUCAAGGUAGAAUCUUACAAGUCUAUGAAUCCAGUGCCAUACAUGGCUUCUAAGGUAUCUAACUUGAUUACCAGUGUCUAAGCAACUUCCAUGAGAAACAUUGCUGCCUAGAAGUAUGUGUUAUUGUUACUCAUUGGACAUGUCUUUGACAUGGAGAUUUCUUGUAUCCAGUUUUUAUUGUCGUCCUCUGUUUAUGUGUAA
This is a messenger RNA of Aegilops tauschii subsp. strangulata, 1871 nucleotides long. RefSeq lists its product as uncharacterized. The record is from RefSeq and is a predicted model, not a curated record. NCBI's taxonomy places the organism in Eukaryota, Viridiplantae, Streptophyta, Magnoliopsida, Poales, Poaceae. Gene Ontology annotation, molecular function: zinc ion binding; nucleic acid binding.